This is a messenger RNA of Acanthoscelides obtectus, 490 nucleotides long. The record is from the annotation of a GenBank genome assembly. NCBI's taxonomy places the organism in Eukaryota, Metazoa, Arthropoda, Insecta, Coleoptera, Chrysomelidae.
CGGAAAUGUCUCGGAUUACUCUCAGUCAAUCUACUUGAUCCUGUUUUUCACAAUGAUGGAAAUACUGAAAAAUCAUCAGCUUCUGAUAUCAGAUGCGGCAGUCAGCCCUUAUCACAACGUGGUACGAAAAUCAGAUCGAUUCAAUAAUGGUCCUACUUCUACACCGACGCCUCUGACUCCCUAUCAACUGGUGGAAAACCUGAGAAAGCAGAUUACCGUGAAAGAUGAGGAAUUGGAAAAAGCUGAGCAGCUCAAUAGAAGUUUUGAAAAGCUGGCCCAGCUAAUUAGUCUCCUGGGACAGAUUGAUUCGUUUCUCACGGAGAAAACGAAAAGUUUGAUCAGAAAAGUUGCCGCCAUGGCUGACGAUAGCGGAAGAGAAGGAAUAAGCGAGCAAGAGUUCAACAGCGGAACAUUGAAUUUAAUGUAAAGUAUUCAUUAUAAAUUAUAGAAAAUACAAUAUUGAAAACAUUCCAUCGUUUUAGUAGCUACA